Messenger RNA from Aureobasidium pullulans EXF-150, 1848 nucleotides. Its product is annotated as cysteine proteinase. The record is from RefSeq and is a predicted model, not a curated record. Gene Ontology annotation, biological process: protein deubiquitination. Lineage: Eukaryota; Fungi; Ascomycota; Dothideomycetes; Dothideales; Saccotheciaceae. The transcript has 3 exons. The coding region runs from base 190 to 1461 and encodes 423 amino acids. Gene Ontology annotation, molecular function: cysteine-type deubiquitinase activity.
UGAUGAAAUGCCAAGCCCUCCAGCUUUCCAAUUCUGCUCCUUGUUCUUCACUUACAACUCCUGAUCCCCGAGCGUGCUGCUCUACACUUUCACCUGUCAUGUCUUUUUAAUUUGCUGUUCAAUUCGCACCCAUGCCUGUCUGCUGUGUCGUUGACUUUGGCUCGCUGAUAAACCCUCCCUUACAGCACAAUGGGCGGCAGUCAAGAAGAAUUUCCACUCUUGAACAGCCUUGGCUUGUAUGCUGCCAACAUACUCGGUGAUGGAAAUUGCCUUUUCCACGCACUCAGUGAUCAGUUGUACGGACACCAAAGAGAACACCAAGUCAUACGUUCCAAGGUCAUUGGAUACAUGCGAGAACAUGCCGACUAUUACAAGCAAUUCAUAGAUGCUCAGCCUGGAGGUGGCACCCGAAGAAAUCCCAAGAGAAAGAAUGUCGGUUCAUUCUCUGCCGUCUCGGCUGCUCCCUCCGAGGCAGACAUCGACCAUACGUUCCAGAACCACCUAGAGAGGAUGGCAAAAGGUGGCACAUAUGGUGACAACAUGGAGAUUUCGGCCUUUAGCUCUGCAUACAACGUGGAUGUCAAGAUCUAUCAGCGGGACUUUGCCUACAUGAUCUCAGGAUCUGGUGACGCAGGCGAGAGGGAAAUAGCCCACAUUGCUUACCAUGCCUGGGAGCAUUACUCGUCCAUCCGUAACCUCAACGGCCCUCACUCUGGCCCACCCGAAGUCACUGUCAAAGCCUUGUCGCCGGACGAGGAGCAGAAGCAGAAAGAGAAGCUGGCACAAACACCUCACGUGCUCCCUUGGAUGGUCGACGUCGUCUCGUCUUCCUUACCCUUCCUCGCAGACAAGCCAACCAUCAAACGCACACUUGAAGAAUGCAAAGGCAACAUCGAUGCUGCUGUCGAUAAACUCAUGGGUGCUGAAGAGAACGGUAGCCUUUCGUCUGCACAAGAAAGCUCAAGCGUCGAGCGUGAGCCUGACAGCGAUGAGGAAUACCCUGGCAAAGACGGACCCAACAAGAAGCGAGACCGCAGACCGUCGUCUCGACAGCAGUCUCGAGAGGCCAACUCAGAUGAGAUGCGAGCCAAGUUCGAAAGCCACAACGACUCCGUCGAAUCGGUCAAAUCCGAGAUUUCAGAAACUCCAAGCUCACAAUCUGACAAGAAGGGCGAGGCAAUUCCUGACACACGCCCCAGACCCACUAUCAGACUCAAGUUCAACUCACAAAAGGCUCCUUCUCCAGCACCUGUCCCCGCCAAAGGGCCUCAACGACAGACUGCCCGAGACAAGAAAGACAUGAAGAAGCAGGCUCAAAAGGCUGCUCGUAAAGAGCGGGAGCAGGCCGCAGCUGACAGCGAUCGCCCUGACAGCCCCAACACAUCUGGUAUGAAGCUGCGCAGCAAAGGCAUGGUCAACACUCCACCCAUCGAGUCUGGUUUCCGUACCCUCUUCAUCUGAACUGGAUGCUUUUCAUGCCUAUGGCCUUUCGGUAUCGGAUGAAGGGCGGUCAUGCCGGUACAUGAGCAACACGCCCUCACAUCCUCUUUUCUUCUUUUAUGGCUCUCAAUGAUGCAUAGCGUGGGCACUUUGACGGUCCGGAACUGUGAUUUUUCUAUACCACCAUGAGCAUGGCGACGGCGUACACAGGAGUAAUGGUGGUGCAUUUAGGAUACGAAUUGGCAUCGAUAUGCCAGAAGCAUGGCAUGAUGACACUAGACGGGUACUGUAACCCGAGCUUCUAAUCUUUUUGGUUUCAUAGCGAUCAGUAACACUCAAGACGAGGUGUAACGCAAUACAAUGUCCCUCUGAUCGAUCAGUGCUUCCCCCUGAAUAUGAAGUUCUUGC